UCCAGCCACACUUUCUUGGCAAGAAGAAGCACUUGCUUUUUCCUCACUCAAAUUCAGAAAAACCUUUGAUUUUUUCUCGUUUUAUAACUGAAAAUUUGGUUAAUUCGUGUCCAAUCUGCUCGAAAAUGUACCUCUCGCGCCAGUUGAGAUUGCUGCCCAGCGCGAACAUCGCGCGCAGCUUGAGUUCCAGCGGAGCACAUUACACAACAGCAGCGCCGGCGGUGGAUACCCCCAUAGAGAUUCCGAAUCGGAUUGAGCGCUCGCCCACAGACCUGCUCCAGGCCCUGGCCGCCACCGUGGGCAGGGACCACACUGCGCCGCAUUACAAGUACCAUGACGACCCAUUCCUGAUACCCAUGUCCAAUGCGGCAAAGCGAACUUAUGCCCUGUCGAAGGAGUCGGGACGCAAGGCAGCCAAGUGGAUCAAGGAGGAGCACCGCGACCUUUUCAUGCACCAAGAGGCUCAGCCUGCCAUCGAGAAAUUCGCUCCCAGCAUGGUCUACACCGAGGAUUCCCAGGUGGAGGAGAGCUCCCUUCGCCAACUUAUUGCCCAGGGUGAGCUCAAGGACGCUGUCCUGGUCUACAACCUCCUCGAACAAAAGGGAACUGCAAUCAGCCCCGAACUUAAGCAAUGUCUUCUGGAGCUGGUGUGCUUCCACAACAACCAAGAACCUCUGCCGGAAGAAUACAUCGAGGAGCGCUGGUUCAUGCAGAACAACCGGCGCCGUGAGCGUGGCGGCAAGACCUGGAAAGAUGGUGAUCUAGCUGAGAAACUGUACUCGGAAAUUGAGCCAAAGACGCCGCAAUCGUACGCCUCUCUCAUCCGCGGAAUGGCCAAAUACUUGCAGUGCGAGCGGGCCUACGCGUUGCUCCAGGAAGCCGGCGAAAAUCAAAUUCAACUGGACACUAACACCUAUAACUCUAUUAUCCAAAUAGUAAGCUUUUUGAAGGACACGGCCGAGCAGCGUUGGCAACUCUGCACGGAAUUGCUACAGGAAAUGUCGCAGCAGAAGCUAAGGCCCAAUCUGGGCACCCUUAACGCGGUUCUUCAGUGCAUCAGCACCUUCGGCAACUUCAAGCUGGCGCGCACUGCUGCCCUCCAAGUUCUGCCGGAGUUUAAGCAACUAGGAGUGAAUUCUAGCCUGGGCACCUACUACUACCUCCUGAUCAUCUUCUGCCGAGAAAGAGGACCCGUGUCCCACGUUAUUGUUGACAUUCUUAAUGAUAUCGCAGGCAAGGAGUUCAGGAUUCAGCAUCCCAAGGACACAUACUUCUUCGCCACUGCCAUGGACGUGUGUCGCAAUCAUUUGCACGACAAAUCGCUGGCCAAGAAAGUGGACGAGCUGCUACACACGGGCAAGAACUAUGAUUUGAUAGGCGACUCUUUUAAGGAGUCGAUCUACUACCGCAAUUACUUGGCGCUGCUUUGUCAAACCGAGUCGAUUGAUGAAUUUAUGCAGACCUACGAUAUGCUGGUGCCCAACAUCUACAUCCCCGAACCAGGUAUCAUGGAAGAAAUCCUCAGAGCAAUUGAGAUCAAUGGCGGUGUGGAGCAUGUGCCACGCAUCUGGUCUGACAUGGUGGUGUUCGAUCACACGCACCGGGAGAGCCUCUUACUGUGUGUUCUCCGCAUCUUGGUGGACAAUAAGCCAAAUCCAGAUUCCCCCGCGCAGCAACAGCUCCCAGAGCAGGGAGCAAAGGUGGCUCUUGACAUGUACGAUAAGGUAGAGGACUCUAUCAAACGCCUCCGGAAGGUCUCCUUCACCGGUCAAAUGCUGGGAGAUAUUCUCACGCUGCUCGUUCGCGGUGGAAACUACGAAAAGGCCACCGAGGUAUUUGCCCACAUCGACAAAAACCAGCACAGGAUUCCCGGAACGCCCGCCGAAAGUGCUCUGCAAGAGUUCGUGGAGGCCAGUGUCCAUGAGAAGUCUCCCAGUCAGGCGCUGGUCGCUUUGCAAUACGCCGUUGACAACAACAUUGAUUCCAGGGCAUUGGCCAAACGAAUCCACGAAGGUUUUACCCUCAAUGAAACACACCUGUCCAAGCUGAAAUCGCUGGUAGGCGAAAGUUUUCUUGAUAAGUAAUAAAUUCGUUUGUUAAGGAUAUACUUUUUAAUGAUGUAUAGAAAAUUGUUAUGUUGGUUCAAUAAAAACCAAUGACUAAACAGACUCUAAA
Molecule: messenger RNA, 2175 nt
Organism: Drosophila biarmipes
Lineage: Eukaryota; Metazoa; Arthropoda; Insecta; Diptera; Drosophilidae
Product: protein PTCD3 homolog, mitochondrial
Exons: 2
Coding region: 126-2084 (652 amino acids)
Biological process (GO): mitochondrial translation
Cellular component (GO): mitochondrion
Molecular function (GO): protein binding; ribosomal small subunit binding; rRNA binding
Source: RefSeq, a predicted model, not a curated record